Paramecium octaurelia is the source of this 1913-nucleotide messenger RNA. Lineage: Eukaryota; Ciliophora; Oligohymenophorea; Peniculida; Parameciidae. The record is from the annotation of a GenBank genome assembly.
AUGAACAGAUUCUCGUUGGAGUUUAAGGAUAAGUUGAUGGAAUCUAAGUAUUAGAAGACAAAAAAACAACAAUUUUAAAAAGUUUAAAAAGUUCAAUAGAUUAUAGCUAUUGUGUUACUUUUAAUUUUUAUAAUUGUGAGUGCUUUAAGACAAACAUGGAUUAUAUUAACCGCAGGGUGUUUCAUCAUGGUCAUUCUGCUGGUAUCCAUAAGAAUGGAUAUGAAUAGAAAAUAAAAGUCAUACUAUUUAAACACAAUACUAGUAAGUGUGACCUUCCUCAAUUAUCUCAAAGCAUUACAAAAUAUUUACGUUGAUAAUGACAUAAAUCCCAAUUACUUAGAUGGUUAUAUGUUCGCACUCAUGACGAUAUCAUGUAAAUGAGUUAUUAACUAUGAUUAGUAAUAUAUUAGGGAAGUUUUAUAUAGAAAACUUUUAUUCUUGGAUCGAUUUACAUUAUGUUACAAGUACUCAAACCAACUUAAGAGGAAUUAUGGAAAUAAAUAAGUUAAUUUAUUUUUUUUAUUUUUCUUUGUUUGUUUCAGAUUUAUGAAAUAGAGAAGAUGCAACGAUAAGACUACCUUUGCUCCUUAAAACACUAAAAAGCUGAGUAAUAAAUGAUCAACUUUUGUGGUAUAACUUCUUAUUUGAUUUCCUACUAAAGAGACUCCAAUCAAAUUUUAUUAACUUCAAAUAACGAAGAAGAAAUAGUAAAAUUUGAAGAUCAAUAAUAAUUUAUAAUGUAAAUUAGAAAUAUGAGAGUAUUAAUAAAGGAUCAAGAAACAUAAACAAAUUAUCUCUCUCAAGAAGGAAUAAAUUAAGAUGCCAAAAUGACUCUGGAGAAAUUGUUAUAUUAUUUUUUGACUUGUCCCGAAAAACUCAAAGAAUACAUGAAAUAACCCUCCACUGAGUCUGUCGUUAAGUUAUAAGGUGUUCUAAAUUCAGAAAAUUACAAUAUCCAGAUACUCAAGUAUUUUGAUGAACUCCCUAGCGCCAUUAUAUUAAUAUCUUAGAAUAAGAAGGACGUAUUUAUAGAGGAACUAAAAUUAAGAUACAAAUUGUUCUAAUAAGCAUUAGAAACUAUCGAUCAAAUCUUCUCCACAUAAAUUAAGAUGAGUCUUGUCUAUCUUUUAGCCUUGCAUAAAUAUCAAAAACCAAAAUAACACAAUAAGGAUAUCUCAUAUUACAAAAAGGUUUAAAGUAAGAUCGCCAAAGCCUAUAAUGAUUUCUAAAACAUUAAAGACUUUUUUAAUCUAAAUACUUCUUUCUAAAGAACUAUUAUUCAAAACUUUAAUCUGAUUACAUUUUUAGAUGAUAUUUUGACUGAAAUUUAAUAUUAUUUCUAUUAAAGCAAGCAAUUCACCUUUUCAAUUAAAAGCAGAUUGCGAAAAGAGACAGUCUGUCAAGACUAAAAAUAACUAAAGCAGUUGAUCAUAAACCUUCUUUAUUUUAUUACAGAACGCUGCCAAGAUAUUACUAUUUAUUUAGAAGAAAGCGACGGCCCCUAAUAAAAAUUAGCGUUUAUUCGGAUAAGAUUGGAAUAUCAGGGCUUGCGAUUUUGCAAGGAUGCUUUGAAAGGAUUACCCUUUAUUAAUCCAGUAACUAUCUCAGAAUUAAGACAUAAUGCAGAAAAAACAUAUUAAUUAAAUUUACCUAUGGCUGUGGUCAUUGUUAGAAAACUUGGACCCACAAAUAAAAUUUAUAUUAAAUAAAAUAAAAAUGGCAAUAGUUAUCUAGAAUUCCUAAUUUUUAGAGAAUUGUAUGAAGAUUUUCAUUUAAUGCCUCUCUAAUCCCAACAUCCCAUUAAUUAUUUUGUAAUGAAUGCAAAGUCUUCCAUUCAUGGGAAACAUGCUGCAUAUUUGGAUCUAAUGGCACUCAGUCCAAGAAUAUAGUUAGAUAAAUUUGGACAAUUAUGA